Coniophora puteana RWD-64-598 SS2 is the source of this 252-nucleotide messenger RNA. RefSeq lists its product as uncharacterized. The record is from RefSeq and is a predicted model, not a curated record. The transcript has a single exon. Lineage: Eukaryota; Fungi; Basidiomycota; Agaricomycetes; Boletales; Coniophoraceae. The annotation marks the transcript as partial.
GUAGCGUCGCGGUACUUUAUUCUGCCCAUGUCAGCGGCGGGCGUCGGCUCGCUCAUCGGCGCUGUACGGGGCUCGCGGCUCGCUGGGUUGCGCUUUCUGGCUGAAAAUGCGCACCGGCCACCGACGACCAUUCGAGGAUGGUAUUUGUACAACAAGACGAAGAAUUACCGGCGAAUGGCGGCGGCACUCAAGACCGGAGGGGUGGACGCGCUGCGACUCGGGCUGAUAGGGCUGGUCUGGGUCGUGAUCGAG